AUUGUCCAAGUGGUUGGGUUGAAUAUGGAGCUUUCUGCUAUGAGUUCAAUAAUCGAAUCUGGAGUGAGCAGAAGACUUUUGUAGAAGCCCGUGACGACUGUUUACAAAAGAAUGCUGAUUUGGUCAGUAUAUCGACCGAAGAUGAGCAGACAUUCAUAUUUGGAAACAUACAGGGAACGUCUAAUUUUUGGAUUGGGUUUGUGGGAGAUGGUGGUUCCGCGUCCAUGACGUUUUUUUCUUGGGUGGAUAAUUCAGCUGUAACAUACACUAACUGGGAACUCGCGCUUUUGGCUGGGUGCACCAGUGAUGACGACUGUUCACACGAACCCUUCAAGAAGAAGUGCCGCGUCCAACCUAAUAGCGCUGGAGUAAGAGUGUGUGGGGACCCUCAUAUUAGACAGACCAUAAAGAACUCAGAAAGACCAUUAUGUUAUGAUUUCGUAGGGCAACCUGGCAAGACGUACCUUUUCAUAAAAGAUAAGGAUUUUGAGAUAACUUCUCGGUUUAUGGACAGUAACUCGACAAACGCUGAUAGUAAAUUAGUUGAAUACAUCAAUUUAGUAAACAUAAAGAAAGGACCAGUUGUUAUGACAUUUGAUCCCGACACCAUUACGAUUGCUGUGGAGGGAAAGCCAAUAGAGAAGAUAAGAUGGGCAAUGGGAAAGAUAGCGUUACCUGGUAUGUGGAUGACAACUGGCAAAAAGAGGGCGAAUGUGUUUCUGGAUGAUGGGAAUACUACAGUUAAUAUCAUAAGAAAGGGCGCAUCGCCGGGCCAUACUUUUCUGAACUUUGGAUUGUUAGAGAAUGUCAUGUCCACGGAGGCAAAUGGAAUUUUAGGUGACUUGCGUAAUAAAGUAGUGUAUACCCCGAGAGCAUAUGGGAAAAGUGGAACCAUUCGUUGGGCCGGUGUCUCCUUCCCCGUGCACGAUGACGGAACGACCUGUCUUAAAAUGGAUCCUUUCUAUGAACUGAAAUUCAACACUCUGCUUCAAAUUUUCCAAGUUGACUAAAUGAUCCGUGGAUCCACAGAUUCGUCUGAAAUAUUUAACAUUAGUCUUGAAGCAAUCUCCUUCCAAUUCUUUACUGAAAAUAAAAAUAACCUUAUCACCUGGCCUCAAGUUAUACGGUGUACGGCGAUGUAGAAAAUCGAAAAAUUGGAUACCGUCAACACAUUUACUUAAUGCUUCAAGACAGAUAGUACUGACCGUGUUUUCGGUCGUUCGGUUUUUUGGUGCAUUUAUAGUACUAGUCUUGCGCCAAAGGUAUACUAAUUACUACAAUAAUGUUACUAAUGAUGAUACAAGACUACUAACCAGGGACGCAGAAGCAGAAUAUGUUACCGAUAUUUCCAAUUGACAAUGGACAAAAUCAUGCAACUAAUUGCUAUAAGACGACAUAUAUACAUUUACUAUUAACAUAAUAGCAAGGACCAAAAUCUGGCGGCCUAUCCAUUUGUUCUCUGCUGUCAACGUUUCUUUAGUACGACAGUUCAUUCAAUCAGGGGCUUCAUUGCAUGGUAUUAUGAAAAAUAAUGGCCCGGUUGGGAACAUACAUCCUAGGAAUCCAGUAUCUUAGAAAGUAUAUUAUCUCAAAAAUUUACACUUACAUCUUAACUGGUUAAAAUAUUUUUGCAUGUCCCACUACAUGUAAAACCAAUAAAUAACUAUUUAUGCAUCUUAAGUAAAAACAUCUUAGACGCUGUGGAAACUAUGAUUACUCCAACAACAGCGACGUUCCUGGGGUUCUAAGAGCAUUUCUAAAUAUGGGUUACAUGUACAGAGGCGCUGGUUUGUUUUUGGAGUUUCGAAAGCAUUUCGCAUUUGUAAAUACGGAUGACUUCUGAAAAAGCAUUUUUAAUGUAUCAAUAAUCAAUAUGGGUUACAUUUACAGGGGCUUUGGUUUCUUUCUGGGGUUUUCAAAAAGCAUUUUUAAAUGUAUCAAUAUGGGUUACAUUUACAGGGGCUUUGGUUUCUU
Owenia fusiformis is the source of this 1974-nucleotide messenger RNA. The record is from the annotation of a GenBank genome assembly. NCBI's taxonomy places the organism in Eukaryota, Metazoa, Annelida, Polychaeta, Sabellida, Oweniidae.